AAAUUGUUCCGAUAUAUUUAUUAUAUAUAGUUACGGAUCCGAAAUAUUAGAUUCAUAUAAUGAUGGCAAAUACAAUCUUUACUCAAACGAUUACUUGCUUAGCCGUAGGGAAAUAUCCAGCUUCAAAUGUUGAUCAUCCCAAUAUUCAUCCCCUUCGAUUCAACUCCAAACUCAAAGAAAAUAAUCGCUUUUCAGUUCCUGAAAAGAACCUAGCCUUGAGAUUUCAAAAUGGUUCCACAAGAAAGAUGAAUAUGGCUGUCUACGCUAGCAUAAUACCAGGAGACCCUAUUGAUCCUUCUCCUGGUUCUCCUGGUUCUUGGAAAAUUUGGAUUAUUGGCACAAUAUUCACGAUACUUGUAUCCUUUACGAGGGGCAAAUGGGGACCCUUGCUACAAUUGAAAGAGAAAGUUGAAACAACAAUAGACGAAGCACAACGAGUAGUAGACAUUAUAGAGGACGUGGCUGAGGGGGUAGAUAAGGUGGCAGAAGAGGCUGUGAAGCAUCUUCCCGAUGGAAAAUUUCGUGAUGCUGUUGAAUUUGUUGAAAAAGUAGCUGAAGAUAUAGAUAAGGGUGCAGAACGUGCAGAAGAUGCAUUAGAAAAGGUGGAGAACAUGGAAAAGGAGUUUGAGUCCUUCAUUGAAUCAACCACUCAUCAUCAGGAAAAUUCCGUCACAACGACCGCAGAAGCAAAGGAACAUAAGUAGAAAAAGACACCGUUGCUGACCAUGGCGACAAUUCAUGUACUAAAAAAAUUCAACACGACAUUUCAAUAUUUUUUUUAAACAUACUUGUACAAAUUUCCCCUCCUAAGAUAUAAUUCUUUUCUCGCGCAUAACAUUAUGAACAAUUGAUUCCGUGUUGAAAGAUGCAUGCUUAUUUGUUAUAUA
Glycine soja is the source of this 887-nucleotide messenger RNA. RefSeq lists its product as uncharacterized. Lineage: Eukaryota; Viridiplantae; Streptophyta; Magnoliopsida; Fabales; Fabaceae. Bases 60 to 704 code for a protein of 214 amino acids. The record is from RefSeq and is a predicted model, not a curated record. The transcript is spliced from 5 exons.